CUCAGGAGAACUACUUAAAGCUGUAACACAUCAAACUGAAACUCAGUUGUAUCCCUACGUCAACAUGUAUCUCCUGGCGCUGAUGUUCGGGAUUCUGCUUCUACCUGAAGCCUCCACCCUGAGAUGUUACGCGUGUUUCCCGGGAGACACGGGAACGUGCAUACAAACAGAAUGCCAUCAAGGUCAACAGUGUGCUACAACGAGAAUUGUUGCAUACUCAGGUGGUUCAAAAUAUGAUGAUAAAAACUUAACAGGAUGUGCUAUGGCCGAAGACUGUUUCAAUGCCUCGGUCAACUUUGGAAUCCAGGAAAUCAAAUUUACCACCAUGUGUUGCACCGCUGCGCUCUGCAACAGCCAGCCGGCCCCAGAACCCAGCAAAUCCAAACCAAACGGUAAACAGUGCUACUGGUGUGAUGGACGAACGUGCACCAACAUCCUGAACUGUGAGGGGAACGAGGACAACUGCAUCACACUAACAGAGAGCCGAGCAGCAGUCAGUGUGACCAUGAAGGGCUGUGUGUCCAAGCAGCUGUGCACCACCAGGGACCCAUCCUGGGCCGGAGGACUCCCAUUCACCUGCUGUGAGGGGAACCUCUGCAACGGAGCCAGCAGCCAGUUACACAGCUCCCGUUCUGAGUGCUUAUUAUAGUCUGAAACCCUGUUUUUUUUUUUAUAGCCGAUGUAAAGCUGAAUACAUACAAUUUGUUUAUAUUCUGCUGUGUGUUCUGAUUGUAUUUCAUUUAUUUAUUGCGUUAGAAACGGCCUCUCGCUUUCAACUGCUUCUAUUUUCAGCCAACUUAA
Perca fluviatilis (European perch) is the source of this 801-nucleotide messenger RNA. Its product is annotated as phospholipase A2 inhibitor CNF-like. The record is from RefSeq and is a predicted model, not a curated record. Lineage: Eukaryota; Metazoa; Chordata; Actinopteri; Perciformes; Percidae. The transcript is spliced from 5 exons. Bases 65 to 649 code for a protein of 194 amino acids.